Messenger RNA from Gorilla gorilla gorilla (western lowland gorilla), 6325 nucleotides. It is a transcript of the gene CPS1, whose product is annotated as carbamoyl-phosphate synthase 1. Gene Ontology annotation, cellular component: cytoplasm. NCBI's taxonomy places the organism in Eukaryota, Metazoa, Chordata, Mammalia, Primates, Hominidae. Bases 703 to 5205 code for a protein of 1500 amino acids. Gene Ontology annotation, biological process: 'de novo' pyrimidine nucleobase biosynthetic process; L-glutamine metabolic process. The transcript has 41 exons. The record is from RefSeq and is a predicted model, not a curated record. Gene Ontology annotation, molecular function: carbamoyl-phosphate synthase (glutamine-hydrolyzing) activity; ATP binding; metal ion binding.
GAAGCUCAGUCUCCACCCCAACUCCCUCCCACCUUGGCCUAAGUUUGUCCUUCUGAGGCUGCCAUCCCAAACUCUACUCCUAAUCCCUCCCCACACCCAGGUUUGCUCUUUUAAAAUAGUUGCUUUCUUAGGAAAUGUAAUUGCUUUCUUAACCUCAUCAAAUUCAUGAAGAUUUAGCCGAAGCCCAUGGUGAGUCUUAAACUGGAUAUCUCUCAUGUUUUAAAAGAUGGGUGUUUGAAGGAGCAACUCACAAGAGAGAAAAGAUGACUGGAAUACAGAUAUGAUGGCUGAGGCACCAGCAGCCAUGUUGGACCUUGGGAAAGGAAGUCACGUAAGAAAAGGAACAGGGUCUCAUUCUGUGUAGCCUCAUAGCUGCCCAACUGCUGUAUUUAACAGACGUGAGAGAGAACUAAGUUUCUAACUUAUUAAGCUUCAGCUAUUUUUUUUCUGAACUAAAUUCUCGUUAUUACAAAAUACAAACAAAAUAAAGAUUGAGAACUGACACUGACAAUUAUGUGUUUCCUAAAUUCCCGACCAACAUUUCUGAAUGCUGAACCUUUCCAGCUACCCAUUAUCUUCUAAAUGGCCUUCAGAAAUGAUGGAGAAACUGACACGUUAUGAGUAUUUCCUGCCCUACAUGGAUUUUGAACUUGAAUUCCCAGCCUCGCUUGCAUCUAGAUACAGCCACAAAUCAUCUUCAAAAUGACGAGGAUUUUGACAGCUUUCAAAGUGGUGAGGACACUGAAGACUGGUUUUGGCUUUACCAAUGUGACUGCACACCAAAAAUGGAAAUUUUCGAGACCUGGCAUCAGGCUCCUUUCUGUCAAGGCACAGACAGCACACAUUGUCCUGGAAGAUGGAACUAAGAUGAAAGGUUACUCUUUUGGCCAUCCAUCCUCUGUUGCUGGUGAAGUGGUUUUUAAUACUGGCCUGGGAGGGUACCCAGAAGCUAUUACUGACCCUGCCUACAAAGGACAGAUUCUCACAAUGGCCAACCCUAUUAUUGGGAAUGGUGGAGCUCCUGAUACUACUGCUCUGGAUGAACUGGGACUUAGCAAAUAUUUGGAGUCUAAUGGAAUCAAGGUUGCAGGUUUGCUGGUGCUGGAUUAUAGUAAAGACUACAACCACUGGCUGGCUACCAAGAGUUUAGGGCAAUGGCUACAGGAAGAAAAGGUUCCUGCAAUUUAUGGAGUGGACACAAGAAUGCUGACUAAAAUAAUUCGGGAUAAGGGUACCAUGCUUGGGAAGAUUGAAUUUGAAGGUCAGCCUGUGGAUUUUGUGGAUCCAAAUAAACAGAAUUUGAUUGCUGAGGUUUCAACCAAGGAUGUCAAGGUGUACGGCAAAGGAAACCCCACGAAAGUGGUAGCUGUAGACUGUGGGAUUAAAAACAAUGUAAUCCGCCUGCUAGUAAAGCGAGGAGCUGAAGUGCACUUAGUUCCCUGGAACCAUGAUUUCACCAAGAUGGAGUAUGAUGGGAUUUUGAUUGCGGGAGGACCGGGGAACCCAGCUCUUGCAGAACCACUAAUUCAGAAUGUCAGAAAGAUUUUGGAGAGUGAUCGCAAGGAGCCAUUGUUUGGAAUCAGUACAGGAAACUUAAUAACAGGAUUGGCUGCUGGUGCCAAAACCUACAAGAUGUCCAUGGCCAACAGAGGGCAGAAUCAGCCUGUUUUGAAUAUCACAAACAAACAGGCUUUCAUUACUGCUCAGAAUCAUGGCUAUGCCUUGGACAACGCCCUCCCUGCUGGCUGGAAACCACUUUUUGUGAAUGUCAACGAUCAAACAAAUGAGGGGAUUAUGCAUGAGAGCAAACCCUUCUUCGCUGUGCAGUUCCACCCAGAGGUCACCCCGGGGCCAACAGACACUGAGUACCUGUUUGAUUCCUUUUUCUCACUGAUAAAGAAAGGAAAAGCUACCACCAUUACAUCAGUCUUACCGAAGCCAGCACUAGUUGCAUCUCGGGUUGAGGUUUCCAAAGUCCUUAUUCUAGGAUCAGGAGGUCUGUCCAUUGGUCAGGCUGGAGAAUUUGAUUACUCAGGAUCUCAAGCUGUAAAAGCCAUGAAGGAAGAAAAUGUCAAAACUGUUCUGAUGAACCCAAACAUUGCAUCAGUCCAGACCAAUGAGGUGGGCUUAAAGCAAGCCGAUACUGUCUACUUUCUUCCCAUCACCCCUCAGUUUGUCACAGAGGUCAUCAAGGCAGAACGGCCAGAUGGGUUAAUUCUGGGCAUGGGUGGCCAGACAGCUCUGAACUGUGGAGUGGAACUAUUCAAGAGAGGUGUGCUCAAGGAAUAUGGUGUGAAAGUCCUGGGAACUUCAGUUGAGUCCAUUAUGGCAACGGAAGACAGGCAGCUGUUUUCAGAUAAACUAAAUGAGAUCAAUGAAAAGAUUGCUCCAAGUUUUGCAGUAGAAUCGAUUGAGGAUGCGCUGAAGGCAGCAGACACCAUUGGCUACCCAGUGAUGAUCCGUUCCGCCUAUGCACUGGGCGGGUUAGGCUCAGGCAUCUGUCCCAACAGAGAGACUUUGAUGGACCUCAGCACAAAGGCCUUUGCUAUGACCAACCAAAUUCUGGUGGAGAAGUCAGUGACAGGUUGGAAAGAAAUAGAAUAUGAAGUGGUUCGAGAUGCUGAUGACAAUUGUGUCACUGUCUGUAACAUGGAAAAUGUUGACGCCAUGGGUGUUCACACAGGUGACUCAGUUGUUGUGGCUCCUGCCCAGACACUCUCCAAUGCCGAGUUUCAGAUGUUGAGACGUACUUCAAUCAAUGUUGUUCGCCACUUGGGCAUUGUGGGUGAAUGCAACAUUCAGUUUGCCCUUCAUCCUACCUCAAUGGAAUACUGCAUCAUUGAAGUGAAUGCCAGACUGUCCCGAAGCUCUGCUCUGGCCUCAAAAGCCACUGGCUACCCAUUGGCAUUCAUUGCUGCAAAGAUUGCCCUAGGAAUCCCACUUCCAGAAAUUAAGAACGUUGUAUCCGGGAAGACAUCAGCCUGUUUUGAACCUAGCCUGGAUUACAUGGUCACCAAGAUUCCCCGCUGGGAUCUUGACCGUUUUCAUGGAACAUCUAGCCGAAUUGGUAGCUCUAUGAAAAGUGUAGGAGAGGUCAUGGCUAUUGGUCGUACCUUUGAGGAGAGUUUCCAGAAAGCUUUACGGAUGUGCCACCCAUCUAUAGAAGGUUUCACUCCCCGUCUCCCAAUGAACAAAGAAUGGCCAUCUAAUUUAGAUCUUAGAAAAGAGUUGUCUGAACCAAGCAGCACGCGUAUCUAUGCCAUUGCCAAGGCCAUUGAUGACAACAUGUCCCUUGAUGAGAUUGAGAAGCUCACAUACAUUGACAAGUGGUUUUUGUAUAAGAUGCGUGAUAUUUUAAACAUGGAAAAGACACUGAAAGGGCUCAACAGUGAGUCCGUUACAGAAGAAACCCUGAAAAGGGCAAAGGAGAUUGGGUUCUCAGAUAAGCAGAUUUCGAAAUGCCUUGGGCUCACUGAGGCCCAGACAAGGGAGCUGAGGUUAAAGAAAAACAUCCACCCUUGGGUUAAACAGAUUGAUACACUGGCUGCAGAAUACCCAUCAGUAACAAACUAUCUCUAUGUUACCUACAAUGGUCAGGAGCAUGAUGUCAAUUUUGAUGACCAUGGAAUGAUGGUACUAGGCUGUGGUCCAUAUCACAUUGGCAGCAGUGUGGAAUUUGAUUGGUGUGCUGUCUCUAGUAUCCGCACACUGCGUCAACUUGGCAAGAAGACGGUGGUGGUGAAUUGCAAUCCUGAGACUGUGAGCACAGACUUUGAUGAGUGUGACAAACUGUACUUUGAAGAGUUGUCCUUGGAGAGAAUCCUAGACAUCUACCAUCAGGAGGCAUGUGGUGGCUGCAUCAUAUCAGUUGGAGGCCAGAUUCCAAACAACCUGGCAGUUCCUCUCUACAAGAAUGGUGUCAAGAUCAUGGGCACAAGCCCCCUGCAGAUCGACAGGGCUGAGGAUCGCUCCAUCUUCUCAGCUGUCUUGGAUGAGCUGAAGGUGGCUCAGGCACCUUGGAAAGCUGUUAAUACUUUGAAUGAAGCACUGGAAUUUGCAAAGUCUGUGGACUACCCCUGCCUGUUGAGGCCUUCCUAUGUUUUGAGUGGGUCUGCUAUGAAUGUGGUAUUCUCUGAGGAUGAGAUGAAAAAAUUCCUAGAAGAGGCCACUAGAGUUUCUCAGGAGCACCCAGUGGUGCUGACAAAAUUUGUUGAAGGGGCCCGAGAAGUAGAAAUGGACGCUGUUGGCAAAGAUGGAAGGGUUAUCUCUCAUGCCAUCUCCGAACAUGUUGAAGAUGCAGGUGUCCACUCGGGAGAUGCCACUCUGAUGCUGCCCACACAAACCAUCAGCCAAGGGGCCAUUGAAAAGGUGAAGGAUGCUACCCGGAAGAUUGCAAAGGCUUUUGCCAUCUCUGGUCCAUUCAACGUCCAAUUUCUUGUCAAAGGAAAUGAUGUCUUGGUGAUUGAGUGUAACUUGAGAGCUUCUCGAUCCUUCCCCUUUGUUUCCAAGACUCUUGGGGUUGACUUCAUUGAUGUGGCCACCAAGGUGAUGAUUGGAGAGAAUGUUGAUGAGAAACCUCUUCCAACAUUGGACCAUCCCAUAAUUCCUGCUGACUAUGUUGCAAUUAAGGCUCCCAUGUUUUCCUGGCCCCGAUUGAGGGAUGCUGACCCCAUUCUGAGAUGUGAGAUGGCUUCCACCGGAGAGGUGGCUUGCUUUGGUGAAGGUAUUCAUACAGCCUUCCUAAAGGCAAUGCUUUCCACAGGAUUUAAGAUACCCCAGAAAGGCAUCCUGAUAGGCAUCCAGCAAUCAUUCCGGCCAAGAUUCCUUGGUGUGGCUGAACAAUUACACAAUGAAGGUUUCAAGCUGUUUGCCACGGAAGCCACAUCAGACUGGCUCAACGCCAACAAUGUCCCUGCCACCCCAGUGGCAUGGCCGUCUCAAGAAGGACAGAAUCCCAGCCUCUCUUCCAUCAGAAAAUUGAUUAGAGAUGGCAGCAUUGACCUAGUGAUUAACCUUCCCAACAACAACACUAAAUUUGUCCAUGAUAAUUAUGUGAUUCGGAGGACAGCUGUUGACAGUGGAAUCCCUCUCCUCACUAAUUUUCAGGUGACCAAACUUUUUGCUGAAGCUGUGCAGAAAUCUCGCAAGGUGGACUCCAAGAGUCUUUUCCACUACAGGCAGUACGGUGCUGGAAAAGCAGCAUAGAGAUGCAGACAUCCCAGCCCCAUUAUUAAAUCAACCUGAGCCACAUGUUAUCUAAAGGAACUGAUUCACAACUUUCUCAGAGAUGAAUAUUGUUAACUAAACUUCAUUUCAGUUUACUUUGUUAUGCCUUAAUAUUCUGUGUCUUUUGCAAUUAAAUUGUCAGUCACUUCUUCAAAACCUUACAGUCCUUCCUAAGUUACUCUUCAUGAGAUUUCAUCCAUUUACUAAUACUGUAUUUUUGGUGGACUAGGCUUGCCUAUGUGCUUAUUUGUAGCUUUUUACUUUUUAUGGUGCUGAUUAAUGGUGAUCAAGGUAGGAAAAGUUGCUGUUCUAUUUUCUGAACUCUUUCUAUACUUUAAGAUACUUUAUUUUUAAAACUAUCUGCAAACUCAGGACACUUUAACAGCGCAGAAUACUCUAAAAACUUGAUAAAAUGAAAUAUAGAUUUAAUUUAUGAACCUUCCAUCAUGAUGUUUGUGUACUGCUUCUUUUUGGAUCCUCAUUCUCACCCAUUUGGCUAAUCCAGGAAUAUUGUUAUCCCUUCCCAUUAUAUUGAAGUUGAGAAAUGUGACAGAGGCGUUUAGAGUAUGGACUUUUCUUUUCUUUUUCUUUUUCUUUUUUUCUUUUUGAGAUGGAGUCACACUCUCCAGGCUGGAGUGCAGUGGCACGAUCUCGGCUCACUGCAAUCUCCGUCUCCCAAGUUCAAGCGAUUCUCCUGCUUUAGACUAUGGAUUUCUUUAAGGAAUACUGGUUUGCAGUUUUGUUUUCUGGACUGUAUCAGCAGAUGGUAGACAGUGUUUAUGUAGAUUUGUUGUUGUUUUUAUCAUUGGAUUUUAACUUGGCCCGAGUGAAAUAAUCAGAUUUUUGUCAUUCACACUCUCCCCCAGUUUUGGAAUAACUUGGAAGUAAGGUUCAUUCCCUUAAGACGAUGGAUUCUGUUGAACUAUGGGGUCCCACACUGCACUAUGAAUUCCACCCACUGUAAGGGCAAGGACACCAUUCCUUCUACAUAUAAGAAAAAAGUCUCUCCCGAAGGGCAGCCUUUGUUACUUUUAAAUAUUUUCUGUUAUUACAAGUGCUCUAAUUGUGAACUUUUAAAUAAAAUACUAUUAAGAGGUAA